Salvelinus fontinalis (brook trout) is the source of this 4734-nucleotide messenger RNA. Its product is annotated as CAAX prenyl protease 2-like. Lineage: Eukaryota; Metazoa; Chordata; Actinopteri; Salmoniformes; Salmonidae. Gene Ontology annotation, biological process: CAAX-box protein processing. The transcript has 8 exons. Gene Ontology annotation, molecular function: metalloendopeptidase activity. Gene Ontology annotation, cellular component: endoplasmic reticulum membrane. The record is from RefSeq and is a predicted model, not a curated record. The coding region runs from base 273 to 1241 and encodes 322 amino acids.
ACGCUCUGAAUUUACGAACGCCCAGAGCGCACUCUGAGCCCUACUGGCACUCCAAAGUGAAUUUACAAACGCACCCUAUGAUUGAUCCUCAGUGCAUUGAUCAUGGGAAGGUGUGCAUCCGACGCAACGUGAUGACGUUAUAUUAUACCGCCAGGAUAUGUGAUCGAGAACUGACAUUUUUCUUAUCUUGCUUUUAUGAAUCUUUUCACGAAUUACUACACCACGACAUAAGCUCUUCGUUUGAACACAACCAUUGACUCUGUCCCCUCGCCAUGGUAGAGGAUGACGAUUUAACGCCAAAUCUUAUGUCAAACCAAGUGUGGCGCGGCAAUGGCGAGUUUGUUCCUCCAGACGGAAUAUGCUGGGUGUCUGUACUGUCCUGUUUGCUGCUUGCCUGCUCCUACGUCGGGAGUUUAUACGUAUGGAGAAGUGACUUACCCAGAGACCACCCGGCCGUUAUCAAGAGGCGAUUCACCAGUGUCCUGAUCGUAUCUGCCAUGUCGCCUGUCUUCGUGUGGGCAUGGAAAAUGUACACUGGUGUGAUGUCUGGUCCCUCGUUGCUGGCUCUGAUGGGCAUUCGCUUUGAGGGCCUCAUCCCAGCCAUCAUACUGCCUCUGCUGCUCACCAUGGUCCUGUUCGUUGGCCCCCUGAUCCAGCUGGCUAUGGACUGCCCCUGGGGCUUCAUGGAUGGGAUACGGGUGACUUUUGACCCGUGGUUCUGGGCUCUGUGCCUCAGUGACAUGCGCUGGCUGAGGAACCAGGUGGUGGCCCCUCUGACUGAGGAGCUGGUGUUUAGGGCCUGUAUGCUGCCCAUGCUGGUACCCUGCACCAGUCCUUCCACUGCCAUCUUCACCUGCCCCCUCUUCUUCGGAGUGGCCCACUUUCAUCACGUGAUCGAGCUGCUGCGUUUCAGACAGGGCACCCUGUCUGGGAUCUUUCUCGCUGCAGUAUUCCAGUUCUCUUACACCGCUGUCUUUGGAGCUUACACUGCCUUCAUAUUCAUCAGAACAGGUCACCUGGUGGGGCCGGUGCUGUGCCACUCGUUCUGUAACCACAUGGGCUUCCCUGCCCUAGGCGUGGCCCUGGAGCACCCCCACCGCCUCACCGUCCUGUCCUGCUACUUGCUGGGGGUCCUCCUUUUCCUUCUUCUCCUCUUCCCCCUCACGGACCCCAUCUUCUACGGCCUUCCCACCCCCGUCUGCACCCUGGCCUCCGUCCCCAGUUCCCUCUGCGUCUCCUGAUCCCACCCCCACCAUACACCCCUCUGUAUUAGAUGGACCGAUCCACUGAGCGGGUCGCCACCACCAGCCAAAAGGAGGAGCGGUCCAAGUGGUCCAAGAACGAGGGGUGUUUUAGCUCUUCGGUCAUGCCCGCUUGAGUGUGUUUUCUCUGUUGGGAUGUGGGAAGGUGAGCAGAAGUGAGGGUUUAGGGGUAUGUCAGGUAUGGACACUCAAUGCUAUGUGUUGUCUCUACUAUGUAUGCUGCUGGGGGGGAGCAGGGUAACUUAAAUAGCCAUUCCUUAUGUUCAGGUCGCAUUGGCUUUCAGUCGGUCAGUUAGCCAGUCAGUCAAUAGGCCUACGUUGUCUGUAGUGUAGACUCAACAAGGAACACUAUCUGGCUGAUAAACUCAUGACGCGAGGCGCUGUAGUAGUAAUACAUUUUAGUGGUGAAUGCGCCAGUGUUUUUCAUAGGUCCUAGAUGCUGAAUAAGAGUGUUUAUUUACACAUCUGCAUGUUUCUAUAAUGUAGUGUUUGUUUUAUUGGUGGGGGAUGUUGAGGGUUGGGCUGGAUUGUUACUAUUGUAAAGGGUUGGACGUGCAGACAGUUCCCCCCCCCCCCCCCCCCCAAAUGACCUCUUCUAUGACAGUUUAGCCACGAUUCUCUCAGCUUUUAACUCGAGCUGAUAUGUGAAUUGGCUGCAAAGCCUUUCUAUCCAGCUGUUUAAGACGCCAGACAAUUCGUGUUAGGCGAUAUCACAAAGGGUACAGUCUUUACCCAGCCCUGUAUUCAAUCAUUCACUCUAGUUGAUGCUCAUUCCAAAUAUCCAUUCCAAGUCAUGCAGACAGAAGCCUAUAAUCACUAAGCUAACAAUACCAUUGCUCAUUUGUUGGGCCAGGAGUAUUUCCCUGACCACGUGAACCUGGUCAGGAAAGACUCUGGGGCCCCUACCAUUCGCUUCACACACAGUUCUACCCAGGGUUAUCCAUGUUAGUUUUAUUUGAGUGUUUAAAGGGGGAAUUACCUUAAGCUGGGGUGCGAUGACAGACCGUUUCCCCCUCAAGGGACUCAAACCCUCUAGAACACUCAGGUGUAGUCAUAUGUAUGUGUUUUUGAAUGCUCUCUACCCACUACUUCGCAUGCUGCUACAUGGUACAAUAUGGAUGUCAGACAAGACGACACGUUUACACUCUUCGCACACACCGAGCUAUACUCCAAAAGAAGAUAAUGUACAGACUCAGACAGUGUUGCAUCGCAAUGUUUAUCCACUUACUCACUCAUCUCAACUGAAACUUUGCAUCGUUUUUUUGAAAAUGCGUUACUUAUUUGACCAGGCUGUGACCAUUGUCGUCCAUUUCACUGUAUAGACGGGGCGUUUAGGUGACAAUUUGGCUUUAGAUUAUUAUUUUUUCAAUUAUUUUAUUUAAAAAAAAAAAAAAACAGAUUUGACACAUAUUUAGCAGUUGUUACUGCGGGUGUAGCGAAAUGCUUGGUUGUUUGUGGAUUUUUACGGGGAACGCUAAUGGACUUUUCCCCCUUUUUUAUGAACCCGGCGCAAUACUAUGUUACAACUCCAGUUGACUAGAACAGAAGUGUAGAGUGGUUUAUAAACUAGAAGAUUGCAUCACACUGAAUGUAUUGAAAUAGGAUGUCAAGGCAAAUGAAUUAACCGAUCGUUUUGUAAACAGACUUCACUGUGUAAAUUGGAUCCAUAUUUUUGAAGAGGCCCCUGCAAAAGGCUCUUAACAUUCACUGACAGAAAGAUAGAUCUGUGAAGCUUUCUACCACAGCAGCGAGGAGUUGUCAGUCAGCAUGUGUACUGUAUAAUCUAUGAAGUAUUUACAUUACGCUCUUCAGCAAUAACUUAGUGGAUGGAAAAGGACCAAAAUCAGGGAAUUAUCUGAAAUAGCUGUAUAUAUGUGAAUAAAAAAAAAUAUAUGCCCAUUCCUGUCGUUUAGAGAUGGAAUGUUAAAUACUAUGGUGCUUGGAGGUUUUGACAUCAGAAUAAUGAUCAGCCAGUAUUUUGAGUAGAUUGUUUGUUAAAGCCGAUCUCAGAUGGGCCAUAUAUCCCCAAGUUGAAGGUUUUAAUAUGCAUUCUCUUGAAUAAACCUGCAGCGUGCAUGCAUCCAGACUGGCUGUAAUGAUCUAACAUGUACGCCAGGGAGCGCCAGAGUACCAUGUCUGGGUGUUGUGCUGUAGAAAUGUGAAUCACAGGAACCUGGGACCUUCGCAUAACUGUUCAUUAGGUUUCUCUGAUGGGUGGUCAUCCGUCACUUGAAAAAACCAAUCAGUUUUUUUUUUUUUUUUUUUUCCCUCUUGCCUCUUCCUCACAUCACACGGCGCCCCGUCCCAAUAGAGAAGUUGUAUAUAGUCCUAGAGAGGAAAGGGGAGUUUGACCCUAAGAACUUAGAUAGCUACCUGUCUCUCUGUUGAGCAUUCUCUCUGAUCAAUUAAACAAAGACUCUAGCCUUUAUUUUUAGAGUCAAAGUCUAAACUAUCUCGCUGUCUCCGUCUCACAUCCAGAACGAUGCCCUUGAAUGCUUUUGCCUGAGGCGUUGGCCUAGCCCCUAGAAAACCAUUUCGGGAGUUCAAUCAAUCACUGGUUUCGGAGAAUCAGAGAUGUUUACCCCUACAGAGACAUGCUGUCAGGUUCAGGUAGCUGAUAGAUUUACUUUGUUGUGGAAAUUCACAUUCUCAAUGUCGAAGCUGUGUUGAAUUUGUAUUAGGUAGGGUCAGAAGAAGCACAUGUAGAGAGAUGUUUCAUCAGCGCUCAACCGUUGCUUAUCAUUCUCCCACAUCAUCAACAUUGUACCCUUUUGGAAAAGAGACAUUUUUCGUAAAUAUUGUCCCCGGCUCGUAUUGUAUGAAUCCUGCCUUAGGAUUCACACUUUAGGCUACUUCUCACCACUGGUUCUUACUUUAUUUCCCUGUCAUUGACUUGAAUUGAAAUCCGGUCGACAUAACUAGGCUUCAGAAAUGCCGACUCCACUUUCCUGCUGAAAACACUGUCACGUUGUAUGUAUUUAUCUUCAUUUGUCUCUCACAUGUCCUAGCAAAACAAUCGUAUCAACAGUACUCUAAGUAGUGACUUACAGUAUAUGCAUAGAGCGAAAACACAGCAGUAGAGACAGGAAUAUAUAUAUUUUUGUAACUGAAUAUGUAGCUCUGCUAUUUUAGUAAAACGACACAACAGAAUGAUUUUAAAGCUUGGAUUUUUCACUCGUUGAAUACUUGCUCUGACUCUGACCUGGUUGUAAAAAAAAAAACAACUCUUAUCCAGAUGUUUUUAUUGAAGACUUUAUUUUGUAAAUCAAAUCUAUUUUGGUGACAUGGACUUGAAUGUACUGAUAUGUGCAUGUGUAUUUUGUGUGUGCAAUGCCAUUUUUUCGGAGACUUACCCAUCUUGAAUGGCCAGUGUUUUUAUGAUGACAAUCUUUUAUGGGAUCUUAUAGAAAUCACACACUGCAAAAGAAUCUCAGCCAUUCGUAAAUAAACUCAUCUAAUUUUAUAAAUCGUC